Aplosporella prunicola CBS 121167 is the source of this 807-nucleotide messenger RNA. RefSeq lists its product as uncharacterized. NCBI's taxonomy places the organism in Eukaryota, Fungi, Ascomycota, Dothideomycetes, Botryosphaeriales, Aplosporellaceae. The record is from RefSeq and is a predicted model, not a curated record. Bases 81 to 533 code for a protein of 150 amino acids. The transcript has a single exon.
CUCUGCUACUCCGUACCUCCCACCAACCUCACGUCAGACAAUAGGUAUAUAAACUACGGCUCAACUCUGGCAUCAUUUUAAUGUCAACCGUCACAACCGACCCCAUCGCAACACCAUCUGGUGACGGCAACCUAAACACGACGCUCGUGCGUAGGUUAUUCCCGCCGGCGUCCAAGCUCAGGCACAGGGGAGCACCGUCUUGCCAUCACGACACCACGCACGCCAACGAGCAGCGCUCACAACCACAGCCCUACAAUACUCCUAGCCCCGCCACUAACAACACCAUCUCACAAACCAAACCAACGCCCACGCCAACCCCAACCCCAACCCCAACCCCACCGCCGCCGCAACCUGCGGCUUCUUCUCUAGGUACUUGCCCUUCUGCCCGAUCGAAUCCCGACCCGAUCCCUUCAUCCGUCCGUCGUGUGCACGGUGUCAAGUGUGCGUUACAAUACUAUCUAGGUAACUAUCUGGCCCCACGUACGGAUUACGGGUCCCACUCUCCUGUGGCUCGUUUAUCGGGUUAUAAAUAGCGCGUGGGGCUGCGUUUGCGUGUGCUUGGCAAUGGCGGCGUUGGGGGUGGUAUUGCCUUCCUGAGCACUUGCCGCGGACGAAAGCUCCUCCUCUACAGGAUACGAUGCCUAUGCCGUCAAAAAGAAUCCUUCCGAGGAGAUGUUCUACGUAGGCCUGCGAAGACACGAAUUCUGCCUGCCCGUUAGACCAUCGCCACGUCGUCUGUCUUGCAAUCAACCACCCACACACACACUCGUUGCCAUGGUGGUCUGGUCGGCAAAAGAAAAAGCAAAA